Actinia tenebrosa (Australian red waratah sea anemone) is the source of this 1463-nucleotide messenger RNA. Its product is annotated as GPALPP motifs-containing protein 1. The record is from RefSeq and is a predicted model, not a curated record. Lineage: Eukaryota; Metazoa; Cnidaria; Anthozoa; Actiniaria; Actiniidae.
UCUAUAGUACUACCUAAGUAUGAUGUAGCAUUAUUAUCUAUGGGGGGAGGGGUUAAAUGAAUAUUUUUACACAAUUUAUAUUGGGUUUUAAAUAUAAAAAUGAUAACUAGAAGUACGACAUAAUGUUAAAGAUAAUGUAUUUAGUUGGAAAAUUAGGGCAGCAACUAUCACAGAAAUAAUAUUUUUUUUCCUAGGAAGCAAUAAAAUAUGUUUCCUGUCCCCUCCCCUGUUAAAGUUACUAAGCGCGAACCGCUGGCUGGUUUUACUUGAGCAGGCAAGAUGGCGGACAGAAAAGACAGUGAAGUGAACUAUAUUUAGUGUUUAAAAAAUCUACAUAUCAUGGAGAUUGGACCUUCUUUGCCUCCGCAUUUGUUAAAGAAGGGAAAACAUGCUUUAACGGAAUCUGAAGAUACCGUCGAAAUAGGCCCAAGUCUUCCUCAACAUUUAUUAAAUAAAAAACAAAAAUGUGAACCAAGUUGUGAAGAAGAAAAACGAGAGGACAAAAAAGAACAAGACAACGACGUUUAUGGACCAGCCUUACCUCCCCAUUUAUCGAAUAACAAAAGAAAUGUACCAAUUGGUCCUGCUCUUCCACCGGGGAUGACAAAGGCUGCAACUUUAGAAGUAGAUGAUGUUAAACACAGUGCACAUGACAAGAUUGAUGAUGAUGAUGAUAAUGAUGAUGAUGAUGAUAAUGAUGAUGAUGAUGACGACAUAGGACCUGUCAUUGGACCAUUGCCCUCCACCUCUACUUCAAACUCAUAUGUACAAACAAUUGAAAGAGACAUUGAAGCAAGAUCAAAAUCUAUGAAAGACAAGCUACAAGGCAAGAAUGUGGUUAAACAAAAAAGAGAAGAAUGGAUGACAGAACUUCCACAAGGAAUGGCAAAGAACUUUGGUCUUGGCCCCAGAACAUUUAGACGACAGGCAGUAGACCUUGGUGAUCAAUCAGUCUGGACAGACACCCCUGCCGAUAAGGCCAAAAAACUGGCUGGAAAAAACAGUAAGAGCUCAGCAAAUGAGACUUUGUAUAAGACGCCAUGGGAAGAAGAAAAAGAAAAGCACAUGGAACAGAUUGUAAAAGAAUACAAUAAAACAAAUAGAGAAGAAUCACUCCUAGAGAAGCACCAGAAAAAGAUGAAAAAACAAAAGCAAGAAGAGGGGAUGAAGCCCAAUGAGAGAAGACCUUUUGAUCGUGACAAGGACCUUGCGAAUCCAAUGAUGGAUCCAUCAAAAAGAAAAUCAUUGAUAAAUAAAUCACAGGAACUAGGAUCACGGUUCCAACGUUCCAAGUCUGGCUCCAGUUAUCUUUAAUUUCUUGUAAAAUAAUUUCUUCUACAAAAACAUAAUGUCAAUGAUAUUCGUUUGUCUCUCAUUUAAUAAUUGUACUGCACGUUUUUUUAAUGCUAUGACUAUCAAUGACUACAUGUUUCUUGGCACUAAAUUGCGACUAUUAGUUAAUA